CGCAGCCGGCAGGGCCGCCCCCUCGAGAUGGAGUGGGGUGGACGGUGACGGUGGCGGGCGCCGGCGCCAGCCAGCAGGGUGACCUGGAGAUGCGGCUCUCGUUCCCCGGCGACGACAAGGACCCCUUGCUCAGUGCCAAGGACCAGCCGGAGGCCCAGGGCGCCAAGAGGCGCAACGCGCGCAGCCAGGCGUCCAACAUGUCGGCGCCGCCGCCGGGGCGGUGGUCGCUCACCAUCAGAAACCAACUGCCAGGGGACGGAGAUCCAGGGCAGAGAGGGGUGUCCGUCUCGAUGACGCCCGCCACGCCUCAGGAGAACCGGCCGAACGACGUCAAGAGGUCCGGCCGGGCCGCCACGUCAGACAAGUCUCGCAGACCGCUGUCUCUCAUCUGGCCGCGCCUGCACCAGGAGAUCAACUCGGUCGCCGCCCACGAGGUCUCGGAGGCGGAGACGGUGCUCAGCGUGACGGGGGCGGCGAUCCAGCGCCGGUCGCGUCUCCUCGCGCAUCGCCGGUGAUCGUGAUCCGGCGGGUGACGCCGUCGCCGUCGCCCAGCGCGUCGCCCGGCGCGUCGCCC
This is a messenger RNA of Thrips palmi, 574 nucleotides long. RefSeq lists its product as uncharacterized. The transcript has 5 exons. Lineage: Eukaryota; Metazoa; Arthropoda; Insecta; Thysanoptera; Thripidae. The record is from RefSeq and is a predicted model, not a curated record. The coding region runs from base 90 to 515 and encodes 141 amino acids.